Molecule: messenger RNA, 1130 nt
Organism: Astrephomene gubernaculifera
Lineage: Eukaryota; Viridiplantae; Chlorophyta; Chlorophyceae; Chlamydomonadales; Astrephomenaceae
Source: the annotation of a GenBank genome assembly
GUGACUUUCGCUAGGCGUAUUUAUUUUGUAACCUAUGAAUCAACUAGACCUACACUUGUUGCCAUUGUGAGUCCUAUAGAGCUGUCGUGAUGGUAAAAGAGAAGGCGGAUGAUGAUGGCUACGCCGUCCUCGCACGAUCGGAUGUGGAAGCAGCUCCGGCGGAAAACAGUGGCAAGGCCGCUGCUCACGCCAAGCCACCGCGGAAUCAGACGGCCUUUUUUGCAGCUUUAGCUAUCGGGUCCAUAGCCUCUGCUCUCGGCUUUUCCACGCUCCAAGAGAAGGUAUUCAACAUCGAGGGCUUCCAGUACGGCGGCUGGAUGACCUUCAUCACCUACCUCACCUACUCCGCCUGCGGGCUGGCGGAGUCGCUUGUUACACGCAGCUUUAAGCGCCACGCCAGCCUUAGGGAUUACGCACUGGUUUCGGUGCUUGCGAUGGGCGGCGCCUACUUCACCAACUGGGCGCUCAACUACCUGAACUACACCACCCGCAUCGUGUUCAAGUCGUGCAGGGUCAUACCCGUCAUGGCGUUCAGGAGCCUGGUCGUGGGUCAGCGGUACAGUGCAGUACAGUACGGCGCGGGCGGGUUGCUUGUAGCGGGCAUCACGUUGUUCACGGCGGGGGACGCGGAGGGGGCGCCCAACUUCAGCGGAGUGGGGGUGGGCCUCAUCGCACUGGCGCUGCUGUGUGACGCGCUGACCGCCAACCUGGAGGAGCGGCAGUUCUUCCGCAUCCGCACCCCCGCAUCGCACGCGGAGGUGAUGACCUUCCUCUCGCUCUUCGCGGCGGUGGAGGCGUUUGCGGUGCUGUGCGCCACAGGCGAGCUGCCUGCCGCGCUGGCCCACUCCUCCGCGCACCGCGAGACCGUCCCCACCAUCUGCGCCUUCUCGCUGCUGGGCUACGUGACGGUGUGUCUGGUGCUGCUCAUCAUCAAGCACUUUGGGGCCACCAACGCAGAGGUGGUCAAGUCCAUGCGAAAGGUGUGCCAGGUCAUCCUCUCCUUUGUGGUGUUCCCCAAGCCGCUGAGCUGGAAGUACCUGGCGGGUGGGGCGCUGGUGGCGGUGGCGCUGUACGCGCUGCAGCGGACCGGGAAGAAGCCGCAGGGGGAGCGGGAGAAGGAGAAGGAGCGG